CUGUGUCAGCCUACUUUUGCUUCGUUCUGGGGGUUUCGUUUGUGAUAACCACACUCAUCCUGUUUGCGGGUAAUUUAACGUGUAUUUUAUAAAACUUCACUGUCAACUUCAAUCACAGUCAGUAACACAAUGAGUUACGGACCACCAUGGAAUUAUGGCAUGCCGCAGCCAGGUGCACCACCAUUUCCUAUGCAGCAAGGGGGUGCACCUCCUCCACUGGGAUUUGACCAUGUGCUAAGUAGUCCAUCAGGCCCAGCAGGGGUUGGAGGUAUGCCGAUGCCAAUGGCUCAACCAUCUAUGCCCUACCAAGCAAUGCCUACCCAAUCUGGACCUGGCAUGCCUCUUCCUGGUGCUAUGUCAUAUCCUACUCCUGGUUAUGGACCUGCUCCUCCUGCGUCACCGGCUCCCAUGGGGCACUACCCCAAUCAGAAUCUGACAUUUGGGGCAGCUGCCAUGGCAACAACAGCAUUUCCUGGGCAUUACAGAGCACGACAAGCAGGUCCUCCUAUGCCUGUGCCAAAUACUACUUAUUAUCACGAAGAAACAUCGUACUCGACGCAGUCAACGGUAGCGUCAGCACCACCUUUACAAACCAUGGCAAGUUCCGUUCUUUGUAGCAGUAAACCUUCUUCAAGGGGAAGACCAUCUGUGACAGCUUACAGCCCCUUUGAUGGGAAGAAGGAUGCUGAGGUCCUUCGUAAGGCUAUGAAAGGUUUAGGUUGUGAUAACAAAGCCAUCACCUAUCUUCUUUGUUCAAGAACCAAUGCUCAAAGACAGAGAAUAAGUAUAGAGUACAAAACCAUCUAUGGAAGGGAUCUGAUGAAGGAUCUGAAGAGUGAGCUAGGAGGUCAUUUUGAGGAUACUGUGAUAGCACUAAUGACUCCCCCUGAAGAAUAUGAUGCCACUUUGAUAAGAAAAGCCCUUAAGGGUCUUGGUACUAAUGAAGAGAUCCUGAUAGAGAUUCUAUCCACAAGAACAAAUAAUGAAUUAGUAGCAAUCAAAAAUGCAUACCAAAGAUUGUUUGAAAGGGACAUGGAAAAAGACAUAGCUGGUGACACAUCUGGCCACUUCAAAAAAUUCCUAAUUUCACUAGCACAGGCAUAUAGAGAAGAGACUGACCAAGUAGACAUACAUAAGGCAAGAGCAAGCGCUGAAGCCCUGUACAAAGCUGGUGAAGGUCGAUGGGGAACAGACGAGGCCAAGUUCAACAGUGUUCUCGCAAGCAAAAGCUUUCCACAAUUAAGAGCCGUAUUUGAUGAAUAUUCCAAGAUUUGUAAAUACGAUAUUGAAGAAUCAAUCAGGAGAGAAAUGUCUGGAGAUCUGAAGGAUGGCAUGGUUUCCAUAGUUCAAGUUGUGAGAAAUGCCCCAGGGUUCUUUGCUCAAAAGCUUUACAAAAGCAUGAAGGGGCUUGGAACAGACGACAAGGCUCUUAUUCGUGUAGUAGUUACCCGAUCUGAGAUAGAUAUACUGGAUAUUAAAGAUGAAUUCGCCAAGCAAUACGGACAGUCUCUUGCACAAUUUAUCGCUGAUGACACUAAAGGGAAUUACAAGAGAAUCCUCCUUCAACUCAUCGGCGAAAGCGCCUGAACCUCCUACAUCACACUGACGUAUUCGAUACAAUUACCGGUCAUAAACCCACGAUAAAUAGGAAAAGUUCCAACCUAGAAAAAGAUAACGGAGCAUUUAAAGUCUGAGCUUUGAACUAUUUUAGCUUGGGCGUAUUGUUUUCCUAGUUUGGACGACAUAUAAUUCCCCUGAGUAUUAUUCCUUUCAAGAGCCACUUCCUUGGGUAUUGCUUUUUUCUUUACCGGGUAGCAUGGGUGGCUGCUAACGCGUCUUUGUAUAAUUCCCCUGAGUAUUAUUCCUUUCAAGAGCCACUUCCUUGAGUAUUGCUUAUUUCUUUAUCGGGUAGCAUGGGCGGCGUACGCUGCUAACGCGUCUUUGUUGGGCAGCAUUAGUGGCGUACGCAACUAACCCGUCGUCUCUCACCACUCUAGUUCCAAAGGUUUGGGUCAAUGGUUCUAGCCCUGCGGACACCAUAUGUGAAUUGAGUUUGUUUGAUGUGCUGUUCUCUCUUAUGCUACGAGGUUUUCUCUGGGUUCUCCGGUUUCGUCCCUCCGUAAAAAUCAACAUGUGAGUUGAGCGUUGUGUGCAUAGAACAUUUAAUGUAGUGGUAGUGUGUAUGAGCGAAAAGUGUCCCCAAUUAGUGCGAAAGCACUAAAACGACUAGACACUUAAACGAAGAGAUUUAGUUUUAUUUUUUAUUGGGAACAGCUUGAGAAGACACUCGAACGUUAGGGAGAUGAUGCUUAUGUCAUUAACCCCAAGAGGUUUAGUAUGUAGUGAAAAAAAUACGCCAAGCAAACUAUUCAUAAUAAUUAAACCUAUCUAAUAUAUCUUCCUCGACAUCU
This is a messenger RNA of Actinia tenebrosa (Australian red waratah sea anemone), 2411 nucleotides long. Its product is annotated as annexin-B12. Gene Ontology annotation, molecular function: calcium ion binding; calcium-dependent phospholipid binding; phosphatidylserine binding. Lineage: Eukaryota; Metazoa; Cnidaria; Anthozoa; Actiniaria; Actiniidae. The record is from RefSeq and is a predicted model, not a curated record. Gene Ontology annotation, cellular component: cytoplasm; nucleus; plasma membrane.